Purpureocillium takamizusanense is the source of this 552-nucleotide messenger RNA. RefSeq lists its product as uncharacterized. Gene Ontology annotation, cellular component: lysosomal membrane. Gene Ontology annotation, biological process: protein transport. The coding region runs from base 1 to 552 and encodes 183 amino acids. The transcript is spliced from 4 exons. The record is from RefSeq and is a predicted model, not a curated record. Lineage: Eukaryota; Fungi; Ascomycota; Sordariomycetes; Hypocreales; Ophiocordycipitaceae. Gene Ontology annotation, molecular function: GTP binding; GTPase activity.
AUGGCGGGGUUAUUUCGGAGGGUAUACGACUGGUUGCUGAGGACGUUUUGGGCCAUGGAAAUGGAGGUAACUCUGGUCGGCCUGCAGAAUGCGGGGAAAACGUCGCUAUUGCGCGUGUUGGCGGGCGGCGAAUUCACUCUAGACUCGAUCCCGACAGUGGGCUUCAACAUGAAGCGCGUGCAACGUGGACACGUCACUCUGAAGUGCUGGGACAUCGGAGGCCAGCCGCGGUUCCGGGGCAUGUGGGAGAGGUACUGUCGGGGCGUCAACGCCAUCGUCUUCAUUGUAGACAUUGCGGAUGUAGCGCUCAUUCCGCAGGCCAAAGACGAACUGCACUCGCUCAUGGAAUAUGCGACACUGGCCGGGAUCCCGCUCCUCGUCCUGGGCAACAAGUCGGACUUGCCACAGAAGCUUUCGGUAGACGAGCUCAUCGACGAGCUGGACCUGAAGAGCAUCCAGGGCCGUGAGGUGUGCUGCUAUGGCAUCAGCGCCAAGGAGGAGACGAACCUGGACGCCGUGGUGCAGUUUCUGGUGAAAUGGGCUGGCCGUUGA